This is a messenger RNA of Panthera uncia (snow leopard), 1414 nucleotides long. Its product is annotated as ankyrin repeat and sterile alpha motif domain-containing protein 1B-like. The record is from RefSeq and is a predicted model, not a curated record. NCBI's taxonomy places the organism in Eukaryota, Metazoa, Chordata, Mammalia, Carnivora, Felidae. Gene Ontology annotation, cellular component: cytosol. The coding region runs from base 1 to 525 and encodes 174 amino acids. The transcript is spliced from 4 exons.
AUGGGAAUUGAUGCCAACAUAAAGGAUAGCUUAGGUAGAACUGUCUUAGACAUUCUGAAAGAACAUCCAUCUCAGAAAUCUCUCCAGAUUGCAACACUCUUACAAGAAUAUUUAGAAGGUGUGGGAAGAUCAGCAGCCCUUGAAGAACAUGUACAUGAAGAUACAACACAAGAAAUACAUAUUUCAUCUCCUGUUGAAUCUCCUUCCCAAAAGACUAAGAGUGAAACUGUGACUGGAGAAUUAUCAAAACUCUUGGAUGAAAUAAAACUCUGUCAAGAAAAGGAUUAUUCUUUUGAAGAUUUGUGCCACACAAUAUCAGACCACUACUUAGAUAAUUUGAGCAAGAUUUCAGAGGAAGAACUUGGGAAAAAUGGAAGCCAGAGUGUAGUAAGUAAGGGGGGAAGGAAGACAAUGUGUCUGUCUUUGCCAAUUCAAUGUGUAUCUAAAAGGCAGGGAUUUGUGCAUUAUCCUAUCUUCAGAUUCUGCCAGUGUCAAAUGUCAAAUUCCCUAUUGCUCUUUUCCUGAUGUUCAUUGGUAUUUUACUCUCACUGCAUGUGUAGGGGAAGGACUGCUUUGAUAAAUCACUGAUAGUUUGUGAUGAUCUUGCUACUGUUGACUUGCUUAAUACAUGAAAUCAUAGUUUCUUUGAUUAUGUUCUUUAAGUCUCACUGAGCAUGAUGAUAAUUGGUUUCCAAAGAAAGAAAAAAAAUCUUCCUUUUGUCUUUCUUCCCCAAGUUCUCUAUGAAUUUAGUCUACCCCAUCUUGAUUAAAGACAGAGCUGGGCUAUGUGUGUAUGUUCCCCAGUCACUCUGUAUGUUAUGGUAGGAGAGAGACAUUUUGGAAAAUUUGACCUCCGUAGUUUUAUAAUCUUAUUCAAAUCCCUUAUGCAACCUACAAGCUCAGAAUCUAAAUCAUGAGUUAGAGAUUACUGAUCAUUUGGAUUUCUAUAUUAACACAACAGCAAGAAAAACUAUAGAGCAUCAAUCAGUUUAAAAUUAAGAUUUGUAUACCUAUUUUGUGUCAUAUAGAGGUAGGAUUUAUAGGGUGUACUGGUAUUAAAGGAAAUGCAUUAUUAUAACAUGAAAUCUUUACCCACUUUUAGAACUUAAUUUGUUAUAGAAACAUUAUGCUUUCUUCAAAAGCUAAUAAGAGUGUAUUGUGUUAAGUAUGUCAUAUUAUUUAUGAAAACUAAAAACAUUGCCAAGUAUAGUGACCAUAAAGAGAAUGUUUACUUCAUUUAACUACUUACUGUGUGCUGACCCUUGUUUCCCAGCAUAGUCUAGCUCCAUGGCUAGUCUUACUCCUUUUGUUUUGUUUUUUGUUUUUUUGCUUUUGUUUUUGUUGCACUGUCUUCUUUAAAGCAUUGUAUUAUUGGCUCCAGUAAAACUCCUUAUGAAUAAUUAUGAUUAAUUAC